Messenger RNA from Rasamsonia emersonii CBS 393.64, 2214 nucleotides. RefSeq names its product Glutamate--tRNA ligase. Lineage: Eukaryota; Fungi; Ascomycota; Eurotiomycetes; Eurotiales; Trichocomaceae. Bases 1 to 2214 code for a protein of 737 amino acids. The record is from RefSeq and is a predicted model, not a curated record. Gene Ontology annotation, molecular function: ATP binding; glutamate-tRNA ligase activity. Gene Ontology annotation, biological process: glutamyl-tRNA aminoacylation; translation. Gene Ontology annotation, cellular component: cytoplasm; cytosol; methionyl glutamyl tRNA synthetase complex. The transcript is spliced from 8 exons.
AUGUCUGAAUUUCAGCUGGUCCUGGCGUCGGGUGCCAACCCUGCCACCUUACUCCCUGUUAGCCUGCUUGCGACCUCCAUCAAUGAGGCGCGACCAAGCCCUGUAAUUGCAAUCCGCUAUGAGAAUGCGCCCGCCCUUCCUGAUGGAGACAAUGCUACAGUGCAAUUCACUGGAGCCAGUGGUACUCCUGUCUAUGGGACUGAGAACGCUAUAAAGGAGAUCCGGGAGACUUUCCCUUUCUUGAAGGGGCAAAAUGAGUCCCUGGAGGAGUCCUGGCUUUCUCAGGUUAACCAAUUUUUCCCCUCUGAUUUCAAGGCCCUUGAGCCUCAUCUGCAGCGGCUGGAUAUGUAUCUCAUUCUGCGUUCGUUCCUGGUCGGGUACUCCUUGUCUGCUCCCGACAUUGCCAUCUGGGGCGCCAUUCGAGGCAACCGUGUGGCCGUCGCUGCGAUCAAGAAGGGGACAUUGGUCAAUCUGACUCGUUGGUUCUAUUUCCUGGAGGAACUCUGCCCAUGGGCUGCGCCUGCGGUUGAGGUGCUGAACGCUGCGGCGAGGGAGAAGAAGGCUGCUAAGUCUAGGGAGGGUGCCAGCUAUGACAUUGAUCUGCAGAACACCGACCAGGGUGUUGUGACUAGAUUCCCUCCCGAGCCUUCGGGUUACUUGCACAUUGGCCACGCAAAGGCUGCUCUCUUGAACGACUAUUUUGCACAUGAAAAGUACAAGGGCACCCUCUUGGUCCGGUUUGAUGACACCAACCCGUCUAAAGAGAAGGAAGAAUUCCAGGAUUCUAUCAUCGAGGACCUGGCCUUGAUGGGUAUCAAGCCUGACAAGCUGAGUUAUACGAGUGACUACUUCAACGAGCUUUAUGAGUACUGCGUCCAAAUGAUCAAGGACGGAAAUGCCUACGCAGACGACACGGAUAGAGAGACCAUGGCUGCUGAGAGAAUGAAGGGAAUCCCUAGCAAGCGCCGUGAUGCCACGGUCGAGGAGAAUCUGGCACGCUUCGAGGAGAUGAAGAGGGGCACCGAAGAGGGUAUGAGAUGGUGCAUCCGCGCCAAGAUUUCCGUGGAUAACCCCAACAAGGCGCUUCGGGAUCCCGUCAUCUAUCGCUGCAACCCUACGCCCCAUCACCGCACCGGGACCACAUGGAAGAUCUACCCGACGUAUGACUUCUGCUGCCCCAUUGUUGAUUCCAUUGAGGGGGUUACCCACGCGCUGAGAACGAUUGAAUACCGCGAUCGGAACCCUCAGUAUCAGUGGAUGCUUGAUGCCCUCAAACUCCGUAAUGUGCAGAUUUGGGAUUUUUCCCGCAUGAACUUUAUCCGCACGGUCCUGUCCAAGAGAAAGCUCACAAAACUGGUGGAGAAAGGUGUCGUCUGGGGCUGGGAUGAUAAGAACAUCAUCAACUUGGACUGGACGCUCUUUUGGGCCACCAAUAAGAAAUAUAUUGACCCUGUUGCCCCUCGUCACACGGCUAUCCUUAAGAAGGACGCUGUGAAAGCCACCGUCAAGGGCGCCUCAGCUCCUUACACGGAGAAGAAACCAAAACACCCGAAGAACCCUGAUGUCGGUUUGAAGACAGUUGCGUACAGCAGCUCGAUUAUUCUGGAGCAGGAAGAUGCCAAGACUUUCAAGCAGGAUGAGGAGAUUACCCUAAUGAACUGGGGCAAUGCGUUUGUUCGGAAGAUCCACACUGAUGGUGACAAGGUGACCGAACUAGAGCUGGAGCUUCACCUGGAGGGGGAUUUCAAGAAGACCGAGAAAAAGAUCACGUGGCUUUCUACCGAGGCACAGCAGCUUGUGCCUGUCGAGCUUGUGGACUUUGAUCAUAUCUUGACCAAGGAUUCCCUGCAGGAGGAGGACAAUUUUGAAGACUUCAUCAACCCCAAUACUGAGUUCCGGGACGAGGCUUUUGCCGACGGCAACGUGGCAGAGCUUAAACGCGAUGACAUCAUACAGUUUGAGAGGAAGACAUACUACAGAGUGGAUAGGCCGUAUAACUGCGGGGCUUCAUGCCCUUUAACAGUAAUCCCCUACGGAAACUCACAGUCAAAGCCAAAAAGGAAAAGGAGUUUAGGAUCGGUUGAGUUUAAUAUUAUUAUUGGGUGCCAACGUCGUAUUAGAUCCAAUCAGCAGGAAAGUGUACAGGGAGGUAAUUUGAAUAUUGACAGGGUUCCCCGCAUUGGUUACCAUUUUACUCCAUUUGAAUCUGAAUAG